AUACGAGCACGCCGUUCUCUUUGUGAUGCGUAGAGAGAGCACGGCACAGGCACUUUGAUGAUAAAUUUAAUCUCUACUCCUCAGUCGCGCGAGUCCCGACCAAAGAUAAAGACGUUGAAAAUUCCGAGUGAACCGGGCGUACUCACGCUACUUGAACGAGAGGGAUCGUAUCACUUACAUAUAAUCGCGACGUCGCGAUAUAAUUUCCCGAUUAUCCCGAUGAAUUACUUAAUUAUAUAUAAUCACAUGUAUAUGUACAUGUAUAUGUACACGUCUAUUUAGAUAUUCGCAAUACUAAAGUCGAGCUGCUCUGUGAUGAUACCUUUUUAUCGUCUCCGCACGUACUGAAAUCCGUAGCCUGAUGGUUCGCCAAAUUAAUUAGUCGUGCGGGAAGUGAUACGUGAAAAAGGGAACGUCUGUGAAUGUACUCAUUAUUAUUCGUAAGCCGUGUGUGACGACGUUUCUCUCAAUGAACGAUCUGGUUAGUUCGUACGCGCGACGGGUAAUCGUCGCUAUUUUCGGAAAGUACCUUCGGAAAGCACCGGCGACGCGCUUCCACGAAGGCACGAGAGCUCAUCAAUGAGAACCUCGAAGAAUCGGAGUAGCAGAGCAAGAUAUACGUGUGCUGGCUGGGCUACCGGUCGGUCGGGUCGGGUCGCUGUUCUCCUGUGUUUCAUCUCUCUCUUUUGCUCUGUUUUGCUGUUCCUCUACCCGCUGCCUUCCUCUUUUCACCUCCCGGCUUAUCGCGCUCGCUCGCCCUUUCUCUCCCCGUGGCCGUUCGUGCCUCUCUUUCUCCCGCUGCCGCUCACUCCCGAGAGUUGUUGUUCGACUGUUUUAUUACUUUUAUAAAUACCGCCGCCACGAUGCUGCUGUUGCUGCUGCUGCUGCUGCUGCUGCUACUACUACUCGCCCGGUCGCGGCUCGGCGGGUGUUUCCUUUGUUGGUCCACCGAGGGACCCAUUGUUGCUUGCGGAAAGAUGCGAAUUUUAAUUUGAUAUUGUCUAAUAUUAUUUAUGUAUGCACGCGGCUAGAGAAACCUGCGGUAUUCGCUCUUUUCGAGGGCCGCCUGCCUCCUCGCGCGUCGUGCCGUCCAUCGCUCUCUUCCAUUCAAUAGGAGCGAAACCCGUAGCGUCCGACAACUUAACUCCGCACCGAAAGUCCCGUCCGCCGUCUCUUCGCGCCAAUUCUGCUUCACGUGAUCACGUGCAUUCGAGCUUCCUCGCGAGUCGCGUUAUGACUUCCGCCCGGUUAAUUCGAGAACGAAUGAAUCGAAUGAAAUUACGACGUUCGUGCGUCUUCAUGAUUAUGAUUUAACGCACAGUAUUACUCAACUUUAUCAGUCACGAGGUAACGCCGUCAAUUCUCCUCCACGACUUACGUACAAGUCUAAGAAGAGGAGUCUCUUUCUGCCGCCCAGUAAUCUCUAACCUAUUCGCGAGUAUUCUCGGCCGUCCUUCGGCAUGUUCAAAGCUCCGUGCAAAUCGUCACGUCUCGUUCCCCAUAAGCGUAAUCUAAUUAUCGGCGUUAUAUGCAAGGUGUCCACCGAGCGCAAACGAGGCUUGCGCUAGACUUGCGCGUACGUGCUCGGUCCACCUGGGGAAAUCAAUAUCAGCCAACGUCCAGGUUCACUGCGAACCGCUCGCACGACGGUACGCGCAACAGUUGCGUCGGGGCGAGGAAGACGUUACGAACGAGGAAUACGCAAGCCGGCGUCUCGACGCGCCGACAGUGUUGGCCGACCGACACGACAAUUAGAAAGUACAUCCGGGGCGAUCAGCGAUUCGUGGCGUUGCGCCGGGAGGGCGACGCGCGCGACUUGGCGAGAGAACGCGAUCGGAUGUGCACCAUGUUGCCAUGGAAAUCCGCGAGAACGAUUGCCGCGAAUUAAAGGCGCUCAGGUAAACAACAGCGCGCUGCUGGUGGUGGUGGUGAAGGUGGUGGUGGCCGACACUCAGCCAACAUGACCGAGAAGCGACUGUCGAUGGGCAUCAACGUCAGCAUUCUGCUGAUACUGACGAUAUUCGGAGUGCUACUGUCCCUACCGUUGCGAUUGUUGUUCGACACGAAUUACGACAAUCGGGACCGCGACGGCGAAGAGACUAAUGUCACCGACCCAACCGCCACGGGGAGGACGCCUGUGAUACCGAUGGAUCAUCGAAAAUUGAGACGUUGCCCGAACCUACCGUACGAGGAUCGUCUAGUGUCCGUUUUUCAGAGCGAUUACGAUGGAAAUUGCACGUAUGCGCAAGACGACGACGACGACGACGAUGAUAAUGAUGAUAACAAUAGGAAUAGUGAUGAUGAUGAUGACGACAAUGACGACGACGAUGACGACGAUGACGACAACGACGACGACGAUGACGACGACGACGACGACGACGACGACAACGACGAUAAUUCCGAAGAGGAAAAGAAUAGCAGAAAGAAUAGGAAGCUUGGCGAGAUUAAGAAGGAUAUCGACGAGCUCAUGAGAGAAAACGCUGAAGAUAUUUUAAAAAUGCGCCAAAUGAAGUCAGUCACGGUCGCGGGCCACAUACUCGUGGCGAUGUUGCUCAUAUCAGUAAUAGCUGCUCUCAUUGAAGUACUGCGAAUACGUUUCGAGUUCGCCAGAGAAAAAGAUUCGUCUAGGGCAAGCACGACUACUUCUCGGAGAUGCUCCUCCGGCGUGGACCUACCCGCUCUAAGACGUCCCACUUCAAGAGAAUUAAUUAGGAGUCAAAGGUCCUUCGAGAUACAAGGAAUGCACCGUUCCGCAUUACGUUUGUUAGGAGCGCGUCCGCCUCCGCUUAUCCGCCGCUCCUCGUUCCCGACACCACAAGCGAAGCAAGCCGCUACUUCGUCUUUUUGUGGUACGCCGACCAACCGGCUGACGCGGCGUCAAUCGGCUGAAUCGGACGAAGAAACCCGAGUCGUCACCAAUAUUCUUCAUCAUCGCAUCCGUCUAAUACGACGCCAUUAAGACGACACGAGAAUAGUAAUAUCUCAGUUCAUCGAAUCAUUUGCAACCGUAUCGGUGACAACAAGUGACAGAGUAUGCGCGUUUCUUCGAUUGAACGGUAUAUAGACACGUUUUCCAGAUGUACACACGUUUUCAAGUAUGCGUAAAAUUAUUUAUUAUAUAGAAUGUUGUCGAUGUUAAUUGGCGAAUUUAUCGAGAAUGAGGAAAUAUCCAAGUCGAAAUGUCAUACGCAACGCACAACGAUCACGUGCAAUGACUUUUUUAACGCUCGUGCAACGUCGAAAGGUCUUUCACCGAGAAACAGAUCCACAAUUGUAUCUUCCAUUUUACCCCUUCAUAGCGGCUUUAAUAGUGCUUUAUCUAUGCGACGCUUUUUGUAUCAUGCUAUCGACUAAGUUCUGCUUUCUAGCCACGCGAUAUUUUGAAAAUAUGAAAAGAGAACUCGAUAACACACAAACGUCAAAAUAUUACCAAGCCACGGUGGAAAGCUGAAUUGCAUAUAGGUGCAUGCAAGGACUAGUAUGCUUAAUCCAGCAAUCUCUAUUUUCCAUAUUAAUCGCGUACUUUAAGAUCAUGUAAUAAUCAAACGGAGAAUUGCGAUGUUGUCAACGCGAUCAGUUUAACUCGACGAUUGGUGAUUUGUUAAUGUGUGAAUAAUAAAUUCAAUAUCAAUCUUAUAAUUAUAAUAGUAUAUUACACUAAGUAUAUUUAAUGCACAGACUGUCCUAGAAUUGUAUAUACCAGAAGCAAGUUUGUAUUAAUUUAAUCGAAAAUAGAAUAGAGAAUUAAAGAUAAAAUACACAUUUGAUAAAAAAUUGAAUCGUGAAAAAGAACUGAUAUUUUUUUAGAUGUGUAAUUCUGAUGUAUACUUUAAUUCUAAAAAACACUCUGUGCAUUAAAUAGGACAGAUAGAUGUGCAUUCUCGAACUGACAGUACAACGACCGAAUAUAUUUAUUCCUGCAGCUGUUAUUAUUUCCUUAAUGUUUACGAUAUUUUUAUUGCAAUAGUAAGAAACUCUCUAUCGAUGUAUUAGUGGUCAUACAGGUCAAAAAAAUUUAUGUAAGUCAAAUGUCUAUGAAAGUUACGACAAUGAGCUUUAUCAAAACAUACAGAUGCAAGUCUGCGUAUGUAUGAAUAAUUUCAAAAUAAUUAUUACUUCUUUCUUACAUAUUUUCGUAAUAAGAAGAUAUGAUUGUGUCUCUGUAUCAACGAACCUUCUAACCACUUAUUCCUGUGAUUAUCAUACUUUUUCAUGUGAUAUGUACAAAGUUAUAAAUCGCGAAAUGUAAUGUGGAUGUGAAUGUAUUAAUCAUGUAAUGUUUUUAUUAGACAUACAUAUUGCGACUAACGUUUUCAAAACUGUGAUACGCUCUUUCACAUCUAUGUCAUUACACAAAGCAUGUUAAAUCAAAGAAAUAUAUUGAUGCGAAAAAUGGAAUAGAAUUUUCUAAGUAUAUUUGUUAUGCAUCCUAACAUCCUAAUAUUCCAACAUUCCAACACUCAUCAAAACAAUAAAAUCAAAAUAUAAAAAUUAUAGAUUUUAAAG
Messenger RNA from Odontomachus brunneus, 4506 nucleotides. Its product is annotated as unconventional prefoldin RPB5 interactor 1-like. The record is from RefSeq and is a predicted model, not a curated record. NCBI's taxonomy places the organism in Eukaryota, Metazoa, Arthropoda, Insecta, Hymenoptera, Formicidae. Bases 1961 to 2959 code for a protein of 332 amino acids. The transcript is spliced from 6 exons.